CACCAUCCCAUCACACAGCCCUCAUCACCAUUACAAUGUCCGCGACACAGCUCUUGAAUCCCAAGGCCGAGAGCCGCAGACGUGGAGAAGCCCUCCGCGUCAACAUCAGCGCAGGUGAAGGCCUCCAAGAUGUCCUCAAAUCCAAUCUCGGCCCUUCAGGCACGAUCAAAAUGCUCGUCGACGGCUCCGGCCAGAUCAAAUUAACCAAAGAUGGGGCGGUCCUUCUCAAGGAAAUGUCCAUCCAAAACCCAACGGCCACGCUCAUCGCCCGCGCAGCCACAGCCCAAGACGACAUAACCGGCGACGGCACCACGUCCGUCGUUCUCAUGAUCGGCGAGCUCCUCAAGCAAGCAGACCGGUACAUCCAAGAAGGCCUACACCCACGCGUGCUCACCGAUGGAUUUGAACUCGCGAAAACCGAAACCCUCAAAUUUCUCGAUACCUUCAAAAUCACCCGCCCCAUCGACCGAGACCUCCUCCUCUCCAUCGCACGAACAUCCCUCUCCACAAAGAUCAACCGCACCCUCGCCGAACAACUGACUCCCUCAAUCGUCGACGCCGUCAUGGCCAUCCACCGCCCCCCUCAAAAACCUGACCUCCACAUGGUUGAGAUCAUGAAGCUGCAACACAAACUUGCCUCCGACACGCAACUGAUCCGCGGCUUAGUCCUCGACCACGGCGCCCGCCACCCGGACAUGCCCAAACGCCUCGAGAAUGCUUACAUACUCACCUUGAACGUCAGUCUCGAGUACGAGAAAUCCGAAAUAAACAGCGGCUUCUACUACUCCAGCGCCGAACAGCGCGACAAGCUCGUCGCCAGUGAGCGCCGCUUCGUCGACGAGAAACUGCGCAAGAUCGUCGCGCUGAAAAACGAAGUCUGCGGCUCCGACCCCAAAAAGUCCUUUGUCCUGAUCAACCAGAAAGGUAUCGACCCGCUCUCCCUCGACGUGCUGGUGAAGAACGGCAUAUUGGCCCUCCGCCGGGCCAAACGCCGCAACAUGGAACGCCUGCAACUCGUGUGCGGUGGCCAGGCGCAGAACAGCGUCGACGACCUGGACCCCAGCGUCCUUGGCUGGGCGGGCCUCGUCUACGAGCACACGCUGGGCGAAGAGAAGUACACGUUCGUCGAGGAAGUCAAGGACCCCAAGUCCGUCACCAUCCUGAUCAAGGGCCCCAACCAGCACACCAUCACGCAGAUCACGGACGCUGUGCGCGACGGCUUGCGCAGUGUAUACAAUGCCAUCGUUGACGGCUGUGUCGUGCCAGGCGCGGGUUCGUUCCAGAUCGCUGCCGCCGCACAUCUGUCGUCAGAAGGCGUCCGCAAAUCCGUCAAGGGCAAAGCGAAAUGGGGCGUCGCGGCCUUCGCCGAUGCUCUUCUCAUCAUUCCAAAGACUCUGGCCGCGAACAGUGGUCAUGACAUCCAAGACGCACUGGCUGCGCUACAGGAUGAAUAUACAGAGGGCAACGUCGUCGGCCUGGACCUCGUGACUGGCGAGCCCAUGGACCCCGUGCAAGAAGGUGUAUUCGAUAGCUUCAGAGUACUAAGGAACAGCAUUGCAAGUAGUCAAGGAAUCGCGAGCAAUUUGUUAUUGUGCGAUGAGUUACUGAAGGCCCGGCAGAUGGGCAGGCAGGGCGGUCCAGGUGGCAUGGAUCAGGAGUAAACCAACCGGGUUCGUCUGAUCUGACGAGAAGAACAAAAAGUGCUAUGUCCACGGAAAACAAAUGUGCAUGAGCCAUGGAGUCCCGGUGUAUUGCAUGAAAACGGGGGAGGGGAACAUGACUUGACGAUAAGAGAGUACCUAGUCGAAUGAUACCUGGUAUAGAACAGCGAGCUCUUGUAGAAUAUCCUACCUUAGUCUACGAACCUUCUACUUUGUCAGAAUGCUUCUCCC
Messenger RNA from Exophiala xenobiotica, 1892 nucleotides. Its product is annotated as T-complex protein 1, zeta subunit. Bases 36 to 1661 code for a protein of 541 amino acids. Gene Ontology annotation, cellular component: chaperonin-containing T-complex. NCBI's taxonomy places the organism in Eukaryota, Fungi, Ascomycota, Eurotiomycetes, Chaetothyriales, Herpotrichiellaceae. Gene Ontology annotation, molecular function: ATP hydrolysis activity; ATP binding; ATP-dependent protein folding chaperone. Gene Ontology annotation, biological process: protein folding. The record is from RefSeq and is a predicted model, not a curated record. The transcript is spliced from 2 exons.